Chroicocephalus ridibundus (black-headed gull) is the source of this 5594-nucleotide messenger RNA. RefSeq names its product Rho GTPase activating protein 1 (gene ARHGAP1). Bases 155 to 1498 code for a protein of 447 amino acids. Lineage: Eukaryota; Metazoa; Chordata; Aves; Charadriiformes; Laridae. The record is from RefSeq and is a predicted model, not a curated record. Gene Ontology annotation, biological process: negative regulation of endocytic recycling; small GTPase-mediated signal transduction. The transcript has 14 exons. Gene Ontology annotation, molecular function: GTPase activator activity. Gene Ontology annotation, cellular component: cytoplasm.
UACCCCGGUGACGGGCCGCGCUUCCGGCGGGCGGCGGAUGCCGGCGGGGGGUUGACAGGCGGGGCGGGCCGGGCCGGGUGGCGGCCGGCGGCGGUAGCGGCAGCAGUCUCCAGUCCUCAUUCUAGACGCUGAAGAACUGCGCUAUUUGGGGGCCAUGGCUACAGACCCACUCUCGGAGCUUCAGGAUGACCUGAACUUGGAUGACACCAACCAGUCCCUCAGCCAGCUCAAACUGGCCUCCAUAGAUGAUAAGAGCUGGCCAGCAGACGAAGCCCCUGCUUUUCCCAAAACAGAGGACUCCAAAGGCUCCCCUGAGCCCAUCACUCACCUGCAGUGGGAUGAUCCCUACUAUGAUAUCGCCAGGCACCACAUUGUGGAAGUAGCAGACCAGGGUGCACUUGAUGGGGCCCAACCAGGUGAUGACAAAUACGGAAGAAAAGUAAUUUUGUUCAGUGCCUGCCGGAUGCCCCCAAGUCAUCAACUUGAUCACGUGAAACUGCUGGGGUACCUGAAAUUCACACUGGACCAGUAUGUGGAGAGUGAUUACACACUGGUGUACCUGCACCAUGGCCUGACCAGUGAGAACAAGCCAUCCCUGAGCUGGCUGCGGGAUGCCUACAGGGAAUUUGAUCGCAAGUACAAGAAGAACAUCAAAGCCUUGUAUAUUGUGCACCCAACCAUGUUCAUCAAGACCCUGCUGAUUCUUUUCAAGCCUCUGAUCAGCUUUAAGUUUGGACGAAAGAUUUUUUAUGUGAACUUCCUUAGUGAGCUGGAGGAGUACGUGAAGCUGGAACAGCUGGGGAUCCCAAGCCAAGUGCUGAAAUACGAUGAAUAUCUGAGAUCCCUGCAGAAACCUUCACAGGUGCCCCAGAAGCCAACACCCCCGCGCCCACCGCUGCCAAACCAGCAGUUUGGAGUCUCGCUCCAGCAUCUCAGGGAGAAGAGCCCCGAUCAGUCUCCUGUUCCUCUGGUGGUCAGAGACACCAUUGCUCAUUUGCAGGAGCACGCUCUUACUACAGAGGGGAUUUUCCGGAGAUCGGCAAAUACACAGGUUGUCAGGGAGGUCCAGCAAAAAUACAACAUGGGUGUGCCUGUAGAUUUCCAGCAGUAUGAAGACGUCCACCUCCCUGCUGUGAUUCUCAAGACCUUCUUGAGGGAGCUACCUGAGCCCCUCCUCACUUUUGGCCUCUACAGCCAUGUUGUCAACUUCCAGAAUGUGGAGGAGGUAAAUCGUGUGGAUGUUGUUCGCAAAACACUCCAGACUCUGCCAGAAGAAAACUACCAAGUGCUCCAUUUACUGACAGCCUUUCUGGUGCAGGUCUCUGCUCACAGUGACAGAAACAAGAUGACAAACACCAACCUGGCAGUUGUGUUUGGCCCAAAUCUGCUGUGGGCCAAAGAUGUAGCCAUCACCCUGAAAGCCAUCAACCCCAUCAACACCUUUACCAAGUUCCUGCUGGACCACCAGAAGGAGCUCUUUGAGAAUGUGGAGGCCUGAAUCCAGGCCAGGCCACACCAGCACACUGUGCCCACCUUCCCACCUUCUUUCCCACCUUGUCUUGGAGCUGUGACCAAGCUGUCUCCAGUGCAAAGGGACCAUUGAUCCUCUGGGUGAUGAGCUGUGGGCUGUGGAGAUGGUGGAGAAAGUGUGUAAGUAAACAAGCCGGAGACCUGCUGCUCUGCAUGGGGCAGGGAGCUGGUCUCCCAGCUGCUGAGAGUGGAGUCCUAACCCACCUGCCAGUCUGUGCAGCUCCUCCGGGGCUCAUCACCAGUCUGCUGCCCUAUCAGAUGACCCGCCUUCCUUUCCUCCUUCCCUCACAUGCAGUUUUUAUGCCUCCUGGUCCCUUCCUUGGCAAAGAUCUUUUUUUGUUUAAGCUCCCAAUAGCCCCAGCUCACCCCCCCUUGCCUCAGCUGGGCUGUCUGGGCUAGGGCAGGCUUGCUGGGUUUUUUGUGGCAGAGAUGUUCUUGCUGCGAGUGCCGUCUCUCAGCACUUUCCGCAGAGGUGCCUGAAGCAGGGAAGGGAGCCAGGCAGCCCUUGUGCUUCAGGUAGCAGCAUGUCCUGCACUUGCAAACACCGCUCUAGACCCCGUGCUUUUGACAGGCAAGUGAAGGACAGGCUCACAGCACGUGGGCUGUAUUACCUGUCAGACUCCAAUAUAAGGAAGCUGAAUUUAGCCCAAACCCCUCCAGAUACUAUUCAGUGUUUGCUGGGGUGUAGUGGGUGAGAUGCCUCCCAUAGUUACCCAGCUCAGGUGUGUUUGUCCCUCCAGCAGCAUUUCCAGCCUGGCUGGAAGGCCCAUGCCAGAUCUGGCUGUGCAGAGGGGCUGGCUGGGGCCCUUUGGCAGCUGGUGAGUGUGAAUGGCAGGGAGCAAGUGCUCUGGUGGCACUGAACUGCUGGACACUAUGAGAAACACUGCCUUUUUCCUGUGGCAGGAGCACAAGGCCUCUUCUCCUCCAUCAGGCACGUGUAUCUGGGCUGACUGGCCCAGACCGCCUUGGCUAGUUGUCUUUUUGAGCAGAACUUUCCCCAGCACAGUGUAACAGAGAGCACGGGAAGGUCUAGGGACUGGGGCUAACCCUCACCCUGGAGUGCAGCAGGCCUGAACUAUGAAUUUCUGCCCAGGUGCUGAGCACUUAUGUGCCAAAGCUGUGAGGGAACAGCUAUUCCAUGCCAAGGGCCUUUGCCCCGUCUCCUCCUCGGUUCAUGCCUUCCCUUCCAUCCUACGUGGAAGCCUGGUCAGAUGCAUCCUGUAUGCCCUGGGCACAGCUGGAGAGAUGGGGUUGUCCGCAGGGCAGGCUCAGAGUGGGGUGGGCCUGUCACCUUCCCAAAGCAGCUGCAGUAUCGUUAGGGCAUCGCUGUUGGGUUUGGGCUGCAGCAUUCCUGUUACCUGAGCUAACUUAGCCUGGGCCCGGCGUGGUCUUCGUAGGGAGCUUCUAGCCUUACUUCACUGGUGUGUUAUAUCUUUCUAUCUUGUGCCCUGCGUGCCUGGGCCAGUCCUCCCUGCUGCAUCUGGCCACAGGGACAAAUCUUGUGGACCAAGUAGAACUAAUUUUUAAAAAGCUACUGGAUGCUAAAUAGAAUUUGCUUUCUCAUAAUAUUUUAGCCUGUCUUUAAACACUGAUGAAAGGUCGGUGCCCCAGUUGUAAUCAAAAUAAGUGACAUCUGCUGCAGGCAUUAUGGAAAUUCCUUUUUGCUAAGUUCUGGACUGGGGAUGGGUGUGAACGUAGGCAGCUCUGGGGCAGUGCAGGUCCAUCCAGCUGGCUCGGAGGAGGGACAUCAACACAUGGGUGGGAACAGUGAGCAAGAAACCGAGGAUUACUAAGGCUGGAGCAAGAGAUGUUCUAGGAGAGGGCUGUGUCUGAUCCCUUCUAGAUACUGAGGGACUUGACCCUGUGGAGGCUAAAGGCUGCUUAGUCUCCCUCUUCCAAGAGUAGGAGUCUUCCCUGUUUGGCCAGGAUAUGAACUGUUUCAGCAGUAACCAAAUACAUGUUUUGGAGGAAGAGAGAGCCUAAUUCGCCUGUGAUCUCUGCUAGAGGAAGUUGGCAGGGCUGAUGUGCUGUGGAGGAGUAAUCUGGGAUGGACAGUGUGGGGAGAGGUGUACUUGCCCCAGUGUUUAAGAGGCAAGGUUUCUGGGCAGCCUGGGAGCAGCCUGAAGGCUGAGGGAGCCCAGUGCAGCCUCUCUGUCCCUUCAGACACCCAGCUCUGUGUAGUUCUCAGUACAGGGGGAGACUUGGUGCUCUGACUAUAUCUGCAGCUGACACUGGCCUUGCUUACAUCCCCCUACAGGAAAGGUAAACCCAGCUAACUUCUCCUGGGACAAACAAGCCCAAGGUUGGCAACUCGGAACGGGAAGUGCCUGUGUGCCGGGGCAUGUAGCCUUGUCCCUAUGCACAGCUCCAGCUCCUCCUGCCCAGUAGUGAGAGGAGCAAUGCUGGGGGAAGCUUAGCUCCUCUCCAGCAGGAGAGCAGGGAUUGCUGCAAGUGUCCAUGUUCUAGCUGGAGUUUGUUUGGUGGGUGCUUUUUUUUCCUUUCUUUUUUAAAGUGAAUUCUUGAAAUAAAUUGUCCUUUUUUAGAAAAAAUGGAGCCUGGUGCAUCCCCUGCAGGCAGGGAUAAAAGCCUGCUCCAGUUCAGUGCCUGCAGGGAGCAGAUUUGGAGGGUGUUCAGGAAGCUGCUACUGCUCAUGGUGGGAAAGUGCGUAAAUCCUGGAAGGGACCCAGUGUAAAUAUCCCCUUUCCUCUGCUGCUCCUCAUGCUGGAGCUGCCGGGGGCCCUGGAGCAGGCACAGUAACCAGGGCUGCUUUUGCUUCUGCAGUCUGCUCUCCUGAAUGCCUUGUACUGAAAUAUCCCUCCUGUGACUUGAGCAAGGAACGGGCCUGGGCCUGCCCGAAGCCGGUGCUGGGUGGGUGGCCACCAAAGCCUGCGUUUGCCAAGCCCAGGGGGUUCAAUCCCCCCCUCGCCUGGUAGCCUCCUCACACAGGCAGGGCAGUUUCUCUGCCACGUGUAGGUGUGGGGCAGGAUCUGAUUAGGGUGCUGGUCUUUGUCAGUUUUCUUGCUGUAGAGUUGCCCAAGGGUCUUUUUCCUGGUUCAUCUUUCAGGUUAGCUAUUAGCCGUUUCUCCCUGUGGGGGUACUUGUUCCACUUCAACCCUCUGCUUCUUAGCACCUAGACCAUUUCCCUCUGCUAAGCCUCCUGCUGUCUUAAUGGCCUCUGUUCACUCCCGGCUCCCUGGCCCAAGCUGUGUGCCGACACCAGAGCUUUUGGGUGGUGCAGGGGGGCUGGGGCCAUCUGGAUGCCUUGUGGCAACGUUUGCUAAUUUGAGAGAGAGCUGAGGGCCAGUUUGGUCCCUGUUUCCUCUUUUAUGCAUGGGGGCUCCUGUGCAAAAUUUUUGGCUUUGCUUUUGUUGCUGGUGUUCCCUGCCUUCUUUUUUGUUGAUGUUCAUCAGGUGCAGGGCUGAGGUUUUCACUGUUCACAUUGUUUAUUUCCUUCUAAUCUGCACCAAUCUUGUAUUUCACAGUUUGCACUUUUUGUAUUUCAAUAAAAAUCAAAAUGUAAUCCCAGAUGCAGGUGUGUCUGUCAAGUGGCAGCAGCUGCGGCACAUCUACAAGAAACAGAAGUAAGGCUGGCUAUGCUGCCAACCACAACCAUGCAGAGAGGGAGGAAAGUGAGUAUGAAAUGGCUCCUAUGUGAGUAACUCUGGAAGAAAUACUAGUUUGCAGGAGCCUCAGGCUGGAAACAGAAUUAAAACAAAAAUGAAGUAUUGCAAGUUUGGCUCUUUCCUCAACGGGGCUGGGCUUCCAUGUUACCGUCUCCCUGUCAUGAUGAGCAGUCUGCCCGGGAUUGCCCUUUCCCAGAGGCGGACCCAGGCAGCUGCACAGGUUGUAGUAUCACCAGGUGCCAAGUGGGAGCCACCUGCAGGCUCUCCAGUUAGGAUUAGCUGGCUAAAUCUCCUGUGGCCAGGUGAGAAGUCCAGCAGAGGCCUGCACCUUCUCAUCUCAACACAUGGAUUGCUAACUCUUCGAUGUACAAUAGUCUUCUGGUUAGGACCACUAUGCUCCACCCCUUGAUCAACAUGCAGUUAACUGCCUUUUCCUGGAGA